This is a messenger RNA of Symbiodinium sp. CCMP2456, 669 nucleotides long. The record is from the annotation of a GenBank genome assembly. NCBI's taxonomy places the organism in Eukaryota, Dinophyceae, Suessiales, Symbiodiniaceae.
AUGUCGAUGGAUGAUGCAAUGGCGUUGUUUCGCAGAUUCGAUGUAAAUGGUAACGGCACGCUCGGAUUCGAUGAGCUACGUGAGUUGUUGCUGAUCGUUGGGGUGCCGCCUGCCGACAUUCCCGGACUUUUUGGCAUCAUUGACACCAAUGCCGAUGGAAAUGUCGACUUCGACGAGUUUGUUCGAUGGAUGUGGAUGCAGCCCGUGGAUGCCAAGGAGAAGAUGGUGGGCAGCACAGCAGUUGCUCGACAGCUCUUGCGGGAAAUCGCCGACAGGCUGGAUGCCGACCAUGUACCAUAUGACACACUUUUCUCGAAUGCAGACGUGUCGAGAGAUGGCCUUCUUUCCCGUGACGAGCUGUCACGGAUUUUGAUGGCGUAUCUGCCAGACGUUACAUCAUCAGUGCUGACAGAAGCGUUCAACCUCUGCGAUUGGGACAACAGCGGAUGGAUUAACGUGCAAGAGUUUGUCGCAGCACUGCGCCGCGAGGCGAGCAGUUUGAAGGCCGCUGUGCCAUCCACGGUGGAUGUCGAAGUGUCAAUACCGCCUGGCUGGCGGUAUGGGAUGCAGUUGCCGGUGACAUACGAUGGUCACAUGUAUUAUGUGGAUGUGCCUGCAGGUUGUACAGUUGGCAGUGCAUUCACCACUACUUUGCAGCGAGCUGCGUGA